Molecule: messenger RNA, 489 nt
Organism: Psylliodes chrysocephalus
Lineage: Eukaryota; Metazoa; Arthropoda; Insecta; Coleoptera; Chrysomelidae
Source: the annotation of a GenBank genome assembly
AUGUACAUGUUUGCCUUAAUGAAGUACCCCAAAAUUAAAUCAAUAACCCACAAAUAUCUUAUCACGGGUCAUACUCAAAACGAGGGAGAUGCUGUACAUUCUACAAUCGAAAAAGCUAUAAAGAAGAACCUCAGAUCUGGUCCCAUCUAUGUUCCAAGCCAAUAUGCAUUGAUAAUACGAAGUGCCAAAAAAAGGGGUAAACCAUUCAAUGUAAAUGAAAUGAGUUUUAAAGAUUUUUUUUUGAUGAAAAAUUUAGCAGAAGAUAUUGGUUUUAAUACCAAAAAUUUGAAGACUUCCGAAAUCAAGAUUUUCAAGGUGAUUCAGGGCGAAUCAACAAAAGUAUUUUAUAAGAAUUUUCAAACCAUUUCAAUUAAAAAAGCUUACAAGUGUAGACCUAAAAUAAAAGAGAAUAAGAAGAGAGACCUUUUAAGUUUGGUAGAGAGUAACCACAUCCCAAACUUUUAUGGUACAUUUUACAUAAAUUUGUAA